AUGGAGACCCGACCACAAAUAGCACCGGCCAGCGAGCCGGAACGGAACACGACGACCGAGAAGGACGGAGAAUUGAAGGCUCCGGAGUUUGACCUAUCCCAUCGCCCAGAUGGCGGCAUCACGGCUUGGCUACAGGUUCUGAGCGCCUGGUGUGUGGUAUUCAGUACGUUUGGUCUGGUCAAUUGUUUUGGAGUGUAUCAAACGUACUAUGAACAAGUCUUGCUGCCAUCGAGCUCCUCGUCUUCGAUCUCAUGGAUUGGGUCCAUUCAAGGGUUUUUGCUCUUAGCUGGCGGCCUUUUUUCCGGACCUCUCUUCGAUAUGGGAUACUUUCGACACCUGCUUUGUAGCGGACUUUUCCUCAUCAUCUUUGGCCAGUUUAUGACAUCACUGUGUACAGAGUACUAUCAAGUUCUCCUCGCGCAGGGAAUAUGUAUCGGCUUGGGCUGUGCCUUAUGCUUUUCUCCGUCCACGGCGAUCUUAUCACAGUACUUUUCUCGGCGCAUUGCCUUGGCGACAGGCAUAGGCUCAUCAGGAUCGCCCGUAGCCGGUGCAGUGUUGCCUAUCGCGUUCAACCAGCUUGUUAGUAGAAUAGGUUUUGGCUGGGCCACGCGGGUCAUCGCAUUUAUCCUUAUGGGUGUUGCGGUGAUCCCUUUGCUUUUCUUUAAGACAAGACUCCCUCCAUCAAAGCAUCGAAGGGCAUUGGUUGAUAUGUCUGCGUUGACCGAUGUGACCUAUAUGACAUUUGUCAUUGGUGGAUUUUUCGCCUUCUUGGGCUUAUACGUCCCCUUCUUCUACAUCGAGCUCUUCACAGUCGAUCAUGGGCUCGCAUCCAGCACCUUCGCCCCUUACAUGGUGUCUAUCAUGAAUGCUGCGAGCGUCUUUGGCCGUGUAGUGCCUGGAGUCGUUUCCGAUUUUACAGGCUUACCGACAAUGGUCAUGGCCGGAUGUGCCCUUCUGUCUUGUGUUCUGUCGUUUGCUUGGAUUGGUAUUCGGAACUUCGGAGGCUCGGUAGUCUUUGCUAUCCUGUAUGGCGCGUUUUCCGGAGGCGUUGUCAGCAGCCAGCCGACAGGAAUAUUCUCAUUGACUUCGGACCACAGUCGCAUCGGUACGCGCCUAGGUAUGGGAUGCUUCAUUGCCGGAGUAGCACUGCUGAUAGGCACGCCAAUUGCUGGUGCAAUGUUGGGCACCGGAACGCGGGAAUCGAGUUGGGAAGGACUAAUCGGCUUUUCAGCCACCGCCAUGUUCUUGGGUGGAUGCUUGCUUCUGACGACUGGAAUGAUGGUGUACUUGCGCCUGCGCCGCAAGAUACGUGACCAGCUCUAA
This is a messenger RNA of Truncatella angustata, 1323 nucleotides long. RefSeq names its product major facilitator superfamily domain-containing protein. Gene Ontology annotation, cellular component: fungal-type vacuole membrane. Gene Ontology annotation, molecular function: transmembrane transporter activity. Gene Ontology annotation, biological process: transmembrane transport. NCBI's taxonomy places the organism in Eukaryota, Fungi, Ascomycota, Sordariomycetes, Amphisphaeriales, Sporocadaceae. The transcript has a single exon. The coding region runs from base 1 to 1323 and encodes 440 amino acids. The record is from RefSeq and is a predicted model, not a curated record.